AUGGCGUCGAUGAUGUCCGCGGCGCGCGCGCGGCCCGCGGACGGCCGCCAGCCGCCCUGGGGCGACGAGACGCCCGUCUGCGCGAUCGGCGACGCCUCGCGCUGCGCCGCGCUCCUGAAGCGGUUCGGCGUCGUCGUCUUCCGCGGCGUCGUCCCCGCGGACGACCGGUCGCGGCUGGAGUCGCUGUUCUGGGACUGGCUGGAGCGGGAGCACGAGGGCGUCGACCGCGCGCGGCCGGCGACGCACGCGCCCCGCGUCUUCGACAGCCUCGGCCACAGGAAUUCGGGCGUCGUCAACACGGGCAGCAUCGGCCAGAGCGAUCUGCUGUGGGCCGCGCGGCAGCACGCCGGCGUCGUCGACGCCUGGCGCACGGUCUGGGGCUUGGACAUGACGGAGCCGGCGGCGACGACGCGGCAGCUCGUCACGUCCUUCGACGGCUGCGGCGUCUGGCGGAACCCGUGCCACCCCGCGCACGCGGGCAAGGCGAACGUGCGCACGGCCCAGAGCUGGUACCAUCUGGACCAGAACUUUGCGACGCAUCCCGGCUUCGUCGGCUACCAGGGCGCGCUCACGGUCUGGGGCGCGGACGGCCACACGGGCUCGACGGUCGUCUGCCCCGGGUCCCACAAGCAGUUCGCGGAGAACUGCGCGCGCGGCGGCAAGGCGGGCCGCGGCUCCUUCGUGCGCAUGGCGGGCCGCGGCGACGCGGAGUACUGCGCGCGGACCGCGCGCCAGGUCGCGCCGCUCGGGCCGGGGGACUACGUCAUCUGGGACUCGCGCGUCGUGCACUGCUCGAACGGCGCGAGCCGGAACCUCGCGCCGCACCACGUCCUCGCGGCGCGCGGCGUCUCCGAGCAGCCGAGCCUCCUGCGCCUCGCGCUCUACGUGGCCAUGAUGCCGCGCGAGCGCGCCGGGGCGCACGUCGUCGAGGCGCGGCGACGCGCGGUGCGCCGCGGCGCGACCUCGGGCCACGACCCGCUGCGCAUGCGGAGCGGCGCCGUGUCGCGCCGCCACGCGCCGCCGCCGGACGACAGCCCCAUCUUCCGCCUCGUCUAA
Messenger RNA from Aureococcus anophagefferens, 1056 nucleotides. RefSeq lists its product as hypothetical. Bases 1 to 1056 code for a protein of 351 amino acids. The record is from RefSeq and is a predicted model, not a curated record. NCBI's taxonomy places the organism in Eukaryota, Pelagophyceae, Pelagomonadales, Pelagomonadaceae. The transcript has 2 exons.